AUGUCGACUAGACAACGGAUCCGAGAUCUCAUCAACGUCGCCAAAGACCAUAUUUCAACAAUAUCAGGCGGAUACCGCAUCUCACCCGCUGAUUUCGAUCAGCUGUAUCAGCUCUACCAACAGGACACCUCAGCAAAGGGGCUCUACGAAUUCAUUGUUGACCAUCCGAUGACACAUGCUAUAGCAGGAAAACUGAAAAAGCGACCUAUCGACGUGCUUGCAGCCAUGGUUGACAAGACAGCAGAGGAUUGCCAAAAGGAACUCGACGCUGAGAUCGAGAUCCACCAGGCUGCGGAAGUGAAAGCCGCAGCAGAGCGAGCAAAGGCAAUGGCCGAAGCCAAAAGUGCGAGUGAGCACACUUUGAAGGGCGAUGUGUCGCUACAGAUCCGCUGUGUAGAUAGUAAGAGUGAGAUGGAAAAGUAGGCCUUCUGAGAAAACCCUGAGAUGAGAGAGGCGGGACGAAGUAAGGGACGAUAGCAGGUUUGAGGGCAAUAUCAUGGCAGCACGAGAUGUUUAGCCACUGGAAAAGACCAAUGAGUC
Messenger RNA from Daldinia vernicosa, 540 nucleotides. RefSeq lists its product as uncharacterized. NCBI's taxonomy places the organism in Eukaryota, Fungi, Ascomycota, Sordariomycetes, Xylariales, Hypoxylaceae. The record is from RefSeq and is a predicted model, not a curated record. The transcript has 3 exons. Bases 1 to 423 code for a protein of 140 amino acids.